Messenger RNA from Culex pipiens pallens (northern house mosquito), 2008 nucleotides. RefSeq names its product keratin, type II cytoskeletal 1-like. The record is from RefSeq and is a predicted model, not a curated record. The coding region runs from base 263 to 814 and encodes 183 amino acids. Gene Ontology annotation, molecular function: RNA binding. NCBI's taxonomy places the organism in Eukaryota, Metazoa, Arthropoda, Insecta, Diptera, Culicidae. The transcript has 3 exons.
CAGAAAUAAAACGCACUUUUCAUCUUGUCUUUACCGAGACAAGACGUGCGUCAACGGUUGCUCUCCGGAACGAAAAAAAGUUUCUUCUGUGUCCCCCGACCCGGCCUCCCCCAGUGAAAAACCCGCUCGGAAUCGUCCCCCACAGUGCCAGUUGUCUCUAGCCGGUGAUCCGUAAGGAACUUUUUUGUGCAUAAACCCAGGUUUGCCUCGUUUGUGGGCAUUUUAAACCGUAAAAAUUGAGCCUACUGCUAACUACGGAACCAUGCCGGAUUGGAGGGAACGCGACGAUUCGGAGCGUAGCGGAGGCUACGGCGGGGGCAGUUCCGGUUACGACCGGGAGCGCCGUGAUUACCGCAGUGGAGGCGCUGGCGGCGGAUACGGAAGCGGCGGCGGCGGUGGUGGCGGCUACCGUUCCGGUGGCGGAUCUGGCGGCGGUGGCGGCUAUGGAGGUGGCCGCGAGGGCGGAUACCGCUCGGGCGGUGGCCCCGGAGGUGGUGGCGGUGGAUUCCGCAAUGGCGGCGGUGCCGGCGGCCCGCCACGAGGACCCCCGAGGAUAGACCCGGCCACGGCCAAGACGGAAACGUUCGAGGUUGACGCCGACAAGGUCAAAUUCAUCAUCGGCCGCGGAGGCAACAAGAUUCGCGAGAUCCAGGACCGUUGCCGGGUGUCGGUGCAAAUAGACAAGCAGCGCAACGAGAACGGCCAGAACAACAUCUCGGUGAUGGGCGACCAGUCCAAUAUCGAUCGGGCGCGCGACAUGAUUGACCGAAUCAUCAACGACGACCGCGACCGGGAGGAGCACCGACGCGACUAGGUUUGUCUCUAGAUUUUAAGUAACUUUGCGCCGUUGAGCCGAAGAGGGACAAAAGUUAAGAAACAAACUAAAACAGUAAAAACUCACAAUUAAUAAAACAAAACAAAAAAAAAACUUAAAUAAGGACCGUUUAAACAGUGCAGCAAAGAGAAAGUAACGUGAGUCGAGUAACGUUCACACACAGACAAAAACAAAACAGCAAACCGUAAAAAAAACUGAACCGCGAACAGAAAAACAAAAGCAGAAUUAGGGAGAUUUGCAUUUAUGAUUUUUUUUUAUUAUCCUGAUCGUGUUUCGUCAGAGAGACAGACUGUACCGUACACCGUGUAGUAGCAGAAAGGCAGACCGUUGAACACAGAAAAUGGAAAUGGAAGUGUAAGAGGAGAUAGAGGGAACGAACCGCUUCCAGGGAGCACUUCCACAGAUUCGCACGCGCGGGCGUACAGACACACAAACACACACACACUCACACAUACGCUAGAGAACCAAGAACGUCGUAGCUGAGAGAGAAACGCGUAAAGUAUAAUCACUAGUAAAAGCAACAAAAAAGUAAACUCUUACCAACUCACCAACUGUGUGAUGUCCGUCGAUAUAAAUUACCUGAAAAAUUUAAUUUGUAUUUUACACCGCGCGCGCUUUGAUCGUCCACACACAGCUUAAAACCGUGACACCGUGAAAAAGAGCGAAACACAGUAAAAUGGGAAAAGAAAAAUACAUGGGAAAAACCGCGAAAACACAGCAGAACACUUUUCGGGCGUGUGGGGCCGAAGUCAGGUGAUAAAAUGUAAAUAGAUUUUUAGAAAUUUAUAUUUCUAAGACUACAUAAAGACUUGAUCGAUUCCGCUGACUAAGACUACUCAGAGACUAGGGACAGCAGCAUUAAAAAAGAGAGUACCCAACAGCAAAAGGAACAACAACAGCAGCAGCAAAGUAAAACAGUAAAAUGAACAAAACCAUUCUAACCUAACCAGCAGCCGAAACAAAAAAAAAGCUAAAACGUACCGAUGGAACACAGAGGAGAGCAAACCGAAUGUUUUGAAGGAAGGAAUGAGGCAAGCGUAAAUGAAGUGAAAACACAGACACACAGACAGUCACACAGGAGUAACAAAAAAAGUUGACGUGAAAUACAAAUGUUCAUUUUUUACUUUUAAGCAGUUGGAAAACAUUAAAGCUGAAACUGGUCGAAAUAACUAA